GUUUAGGCAGGGCUUCACAUGAUACUGCAGUCUGUGAUGCACCUACCAUUUACUGUCCAUGCUUUAUACCAGGGUCUCAAAGUGCCAGCCUGCUUACGCUGCGCUGCCUGGUGACUAGAGCCAAGCAACGCUAAACCCAAUUCACUGGUGGGCUGCACGUCUCUACGGAUGUGCUCACCACUGCCGGAAAAAAAACAUUCUGUUAGCCAAAAUGUCUCUUUCGAAAUUCUCAAAGAACAAAAUAAAUGUUGACCUGGAGCACAGACAGUUUUCAGAGAGGUGGAUGAUCGAUUAUUUAUUUGUGGAGUUUAACGCGACCGCCACUUGUCUGAUAUGCAAGGAGAAAGUUGCCGUGCUUAAAGAGCACAAUCUUAGACAUCAUUACACCACUAAACACGCAGAGCAGUACGCCAGGUAUGAAGGAGAGGAGAGGGAGAGACGAGUCGCUCAGCUUCGCAAAGAUCUUUCCCUGCAGCAAAGCUGUUUCCAGCGAGCAAUAAGAGAAAGUGAUGCUGCAGGUGGAGCAAGUUAUGCGCGCUGCUCUCUGUCCUGCUGGGUCAAGGAGAACAUCACGAAGAAGGAGUGCUGCUUCUAUGUGGAGGAUGGCAGAGAGGGGAUUUGUAUGUGUGGCUACCCAAAGGUCCAGCACACCGAUGAGGCCAUCAAGCCGGAGGAAUUCAUGGGGGAGCAGUGGGACCCACACAGACACAUUAGAGAAGCCCCCACUGACGCAUAUGGUGACAUUAGCUUUGGGGGAAUUGGGCAGAAAACAAGCAAGUACAUCCGUGUAUCUUCAAACACGCGUGUUGAUUUGCUGUACCAGCUGAUGACAGAACAAUGGAAGCUCCACCCCCCAAACCUUCUAAUCUCAGUGACAGGUGGAGCCAAAAACUUCUACAUGAAGACUCACUUAAAGGACAAGUUCAGGAGAGGGUUAAUCAAAGUGGCCCAGAGCACAGGUGCCUGGAUCCUGACAGGUGGCACACACACAGGUGUGAUGAAGCACGUUGGGAUGGCAGUGCGGGACUACACCCUCAGCAGCAGCUCCUUGGAGGGGCAGAUUGUGACCAUCGGUGUAGCUACGUGGGGAGUCAUCCACAACCGGGAGGCUCUGGUCCAUCCUGAAGGUCGUUUUCCUGCUCAUUACUAUCUGGAUGAGCAGGGUCAGGGUAGACUCUCCUGUCUAGAUGUUAACCACUCUCACUUCCUGUUGGUGGAUGAUGGAACGAAUGGUCAUUAUGGGGCGGAGAUUGAGCUCCGUGGACAUUUGGAAAAGCUGAUCUCAGAUCAGCCUUUGGGGCAGAAAGAGAGUGGAGUGAAGAUUCCAGUCGUGUGUGUGGUGCUGGACGGUGGACCUGGAACUCUAAACACGAUCUACAGCUCCAUGAUGAACGGCACUCCAUGUGUAAUUCUGGAAGGGUCGGGCCGUGUAGCUGAUGUCAUUGCUCAUGUGGCGGGCCUACCUCUGUCCAAGGUCACUCUGGCUCUGAUCCAUCGACUGAUGAAGAAAUUUUUUGGAGAAGAGUUUGAGUCCUUUUCUGAGCUCAAGAUCAUUGAGUGGACAAAGAAGAUUCAAGACAUUAUACGAAUGCCUGAGCUGCUGACAGUGUUUCGCAUUGACGAGGAAAAAAACUGUGACCUUGACGUAGCUAUUCUACAAGCUUUUCUGAAAGCCUCCCGGAGCAGUUGCAAUAUGGGGAAGCAGAACAGAGAGAGACAGCUGGAACUGGCUGUGGCCUGGAACCGUGUGGACAUUGCAGAGAGUGAGAUAUUCACUGAAGAAAGUCAAUGGAAUUCCAGUGAUCUGCACCAGGCCAUGUUCUCUGCAUUGGUGGGCAAUAAAUCAGAUUUUGUGCGUCUUCUGCUGGAGAAUGGAGUGUGCAUCCGACAGUUCCUCAAAGAAGAAGACACGCUCCUCGAGCUGUACACACACCUGCCCAGCUGCCUGUUCCUCCGUAAGCUGGCCAAGCGUGCUCCAGCAGGCUCCAAGAUUGCGCUAAGUGAUGUGGCUGUUGAAGUGCGCCACCUGCUGGGCAGUUUCACUCAGCUGAUCUACCGUCCAGCACCACCAGCCCAACACAGAACAGAGGCAACCAGUUUCGACAUCAGUGUAACACUACCAUCCAAGGGAUCUGGGCUGGAGAUUCCAUGCUUUGAGGCAGAGAAGGCUCCGGACACAGUGUGGGAUCCAGGCAGAGAUCUGUUCCUCUGGAGUGUUAUUCAGAACAAGAGAGAGCUGGCAGAAAUCGCUUGGGAAGAGUGCAGUGACUGUAUAGCUGCUGCUCUGGCUGCCAGUAAGAUCCUGAAGAAACUGGCUCAGGAGGGAGGGGAUAAUGGGGAGGAGGCAGAGUCUAUGCGAGAACUCGCCAGCCACUAUGAGAAACAGGCCAUCGGUGUGUUCAGUGAGUGUCACACUUGUGAUGAACAGAGAGCUCAGAAGCUGCUGACCAGAGCUUCUCCAUCCUGGGGCGGGGCUACCUCUCUGCGCCUGGCCCUCGAGGCUGAUGAUAAGAGCUUCAUAGCUCACUCAGGGGUCCAAGCCCUGCUGACUCAGAUCUGGUGUGGGGAGUUAGCUGUGGAUAACCCACAGUGGAAGCUUCCUCUCUGCAUGCUUUUCUUCCCACUUAUCUACACCGGAUUUCUUGCCUUCAGGCGUGAUGAAGCCAUGCGAAGAGAAGCAGAGCGAACUGAAGAGGAGAAGCUGGUGAUGGAUUCUGUUAUUGGGUUCUGUAAGGAUGACAGAAAGAAAUCUAACGAUGGUGACGAACCUCCAAAGUCUCAUGUGUGUCCUCUAAACUGCUGGACCAGGAUGGCAGGUCUGUUCACCUGCCCUCAGGUGAAGUUCUACUGGAACAUUGCGUCCUACUUCGGUUUCCUGUGGCUGUUCGCUGUGGUGCUGAUGAUGGACUUCCAGCCCACACCUUCCUGGAGAGAGAUCCUGCUCUAUGUGUGGCUUACCUCUCUAGUGUGUGAGGAGGUCAGACAGCUCUUCCAUGAUUCAGAUGGCUUUGGCCUGCAGAAGAAAGCGAAGAUGUACAUUAAAGACGUAUGGAACAUUCUGGAUGUGCUGUCGAUAAUACUCUUCAUCGCCGGUCUGGCUUGCAGGCUCCAGACUAAUGAAACAGUGUUCUAUGUGGGUAAAGUCGUUCUGUGUAUCGACUUCAUCAUUUUCUGCUUGCGCCUGAUGGCCAUCUUCACCAUCAGCAGAACCUUAGGUCCUAAGAUCAUAAUUGUCAGAAGAAUGAUGAUGGAUCUGUUCUUCUUCAUGUUCCUGCUCAGUAUCUGGGUGGUGGCCUAUGGAGUGGCCAAACAGGGGAUCCUCAUUCAGAACGAGGAGCGUUUUAACUGGAUAGUUCGUGGAGCUGUGUAUGAGCCCUACCUCGUUAUAUUUGGGAGUUUACCAGCUAGUAUAGACAACACUCAGUUCAGCAUGGACAGCUGCAGUGUGAACGCCACAGAUCCUCUGAAGCCUAAGUGUCCAGUACUGAACGAAGACAAUGUUCCAGUCUUCCCAGAAUGGCUAACAAUAAUCAUGCUGUGUGUUUACCUGCUGUUCGCCAACAUACUGCUCCUCAACCUCCUCAUAGCCAUCUUUAACUACACAUUCACAGAGGUGCAGGAUAAUACAGACGCAAUCUGGAAGUUUCAGCGUUAUGAGCUGAUAAAGGAAUACCACAGCCGUCCCUCACUGCCUCCACCCUUCAUCCUCCUGAGCCAUAUCUACCUUCUAAUCACACACGUGUUCCUGCGACGUCCCUCUCAGAAACACAAGCAAUUCAGGCAGGAGCUGUCUCAGUCCGAGGAGGAGGAGCUGUUAUCGUGGGAGUCUUUUAUGAAGGACAAUUAUCUGGCAUCUCUGAAACAGGACAAGAGCCAGAGUGUGGAACAUCGCAUUCAGGAUACAGCAGAAAAAGUUGGGACCAUGUCUGAACUGCUGGAACGAGAGCAUGAAAUGGGUUCAGCUGGUAUGGUGAAAAGACUUACCCGCUUGGAAGAACAGGUCUGUCAGACAGCUAGAGCUCUGCAGUGGAUUAUGGACGCCCUUAAAUCUCAGAACUUCAAAUCCAAAGAGGAGGCGCCUUUAAUGGCCUGUGCAUUUAAGAGUAUAGUGAGUGAACCUGCAGAAUCUGGUGGGGAGGACCAAGAAAAGGAGAAGACUCAUCACUUCUACGCCCGUCAGCAUCGCUACACUGGCAGCACUCUUAAGCGCUUCCCUGUGCCUGAGGAGAAAGUGCCCUGGGAGGUGGAGUUCACUCUUUACCAACCUCCAGUUUACAAUCAUCAAGAAGCCAAAGAUUCAGACACCUCUGCCUUAGACAGCCACAGGAACCCUGCAGGGCGAACAGGCAUAAAGGGAAGAGGAGCCUUAAAAAGCCUCGGUCCUAAUCACAUCGUAGAUCCAGUCAUCACAAGAACGGAAGGUGGUGUGUUGGAGUUUCUGGCACUUUGGGACCAGGCAGAAGGAUGCUGGAAGUUUCCCGGAGGUCCUGCUAAAUCUGGGGAGAAUUUACCCGACAGGCUGAAAACAACACUUGGGGUGAAGCUUUACCAGCAAAUCAAAGGCAAAAUGGAAUCUGGAGCUAAAGAGGUCUUCAAGGGUUAUGUAGACGACAGCCGCAACACUGAUAAUGCCUGGGUGGAAACCACUGUAGUAACAGUUCACGUUGACUGGCGGAGCAUACUGGCUGGUAAUGGCAGUAAGAUGGGGAGCAUGUCCGAGCAGCUCCAGUGGCAUGAAGUGAGCAGCAAAAUAGCCAUGUGUCCGUACCAGAAAGAAGCUCUUCGCCUUGUCGCCCAGUUACACCACAUCAACUUCUGAGUCUCAGGAAAACACACAUAGAAAUAUAUCACACGCCAAACUUUAUACCUCAGCCUUUCACAUACUGUUAACAUAACUGCAGCAGAUUCAGAGCACUUAGGAAACUGAUUACAAUCAUGUAUAUAAUAAAGUAGAUACAUUAUUUUAAGAUAAGUUGUUUUUUUUCCUGAUUUAGUACACAAACCAAGAACUGUGUCUGUUUUCAUAGUGCAGAAUUACCAAAGGUUUUGUUAUUUGAACUGAAUGCAAGAAGAAUGUACAAGCCAUACAGCAGCUAUAGUAAUUUUAGAGUGAUACACAUAUAUAUUGUAUAUUUGCAGGCUCACUGUGAACAUGUGGAAAGUUUUUAGCAUGUGUGAAGCAAAUACAAUGUUUUUAAGAAAUGAAUUCCUUAUUGCUUGUUUGGGUUUUAAUUUAAAAGUUAAAAUGUUUUAAUAUAAUGUUAACAUUAAUUUUUUUUUGAAGUUGUGAGAAGUUUUACCUCUUACAUUAGCCUAAAGCAAAAUGUCCUAUACUUUUACAGACAAUCUGUCAAUCCUUUUACCACUUUUCUGCAAGCUGGCUUCAUGGAAAAAUACAUCUAUUUAAUUUAAUUUGGUUUACUAAUAGGUAUUAGUAAGAAACAGUGCUGAUUAUUGUACAUAAAACCCAAAUACAAUAUUGCACUCAAAACAGAAAUAUGAUUGAUUGUUAUCUUCCCAAGCCAUUUUCCAUGGUGUUGGGUUACGAUGGGUUGGGUUGGAUGCGUAAUAGCAGGAGAGUAUAAUUACUCAGCCCAUAAUAAAGCCACUUUACUGGCACUGCUGACUCUGUGCUAAAGGUUUGACUACUCUGAACCCUAUGCAGGAAAAAUCUGCGGAUUCAGUCUUGCAUCAGUUGUGCAUGAUAUUUUAGUAUAUAUACAGCCAGCAUAUCUUUACUGCUUACUUAAUAGGAUUCUGUCACACUCUGCUAUACUUGUAUACCCCAUACAGUUUUUUUUUAUUAUACAGUACCAGUCAAAAGUUUGGACUCACCUUAAAGUCUGUGUUUUUUCUGCAUUGUAGAGUAAUACCAAAGUCAUCUAAACUAUAAAGAAAAACAUGGAAAUAUUUAGUAAACAAAAAAAUGUUUUUUAACUUUUUUUUGUUUACUAAAUAAUUCCACGUUCUUGCCAUUUUCUCAGUCAGCUUUAUGAGAAUUUUAUGAUGAAACUGCCUCUCAUUAGGACCACUCCAAGAAAGAAAGAGCAAGAGUACCCUCUGCUGCACAGGAUAAGUUCAUCAGAGUUACCAGCCUCAGAAACCACAAGUUAACCGCAUCCCAGAUAUGAGCGUUCUAAAUGCUUCACAGCAAGUAUUUUUUUGGUUUGUUUGACACUUUUAAGUUAAUACAUGAUUCAUUACGUGUUCCUUCAUAAUCGGGAUGAGUUCAGUGCUAAUUUACAAUGUCAAAAAAUACACAAAUAAAAUCAUUUGGUUGAGA
Molecule: messenger RNA, 6283 nt
Organism: Astyanax mexicanus (Mexican tetra)
Lineage: Eukaryota; Metazoa; Chordata; Actinopteri; Characiformes; Acestrorhamphidae
Gene: trpm2
Product: transient receptor potential cation channel, subfamily M, member 2
Exons: 33
Coding region: 212-4819 (1535 amino acids)
Biological process (GO): calcium ion transmembrane transport
Cellular component (GO): membrane
Molecular function (GO): ligand-gated calcium channel activity
Source: RefSeq, a predicted model, not a curated record